AUGCCCACUUGUUUCAAGUCUCUGUACCCAAACUGCAGGGGUAUCAUUGAUGCAUCUGAGAUAAAGGUCCAAGCACCAUCAAGUUUAAUGUUAAAUGGUGCAAUGUACUCAUCGUACAAAAGCCAUACCACCAAUAAGGGAAAUGUUGUUAUUUCACCAUCUGGGGAAAUAAUUCACAUCAGUUGUUUAUUUGAGGGGUCAAUAUCAGAUAAAGAGCUGGUGAAGCAAUCUGGUCUUUUGCCAUUGCUUCAGCCUGGGGAUCAGAUUAUGGCUGAUAAGGGCUCUGUUAUACAAGAUCUACUCACACCUCUUGGUUACAGUGUAGUGAUGCCAUCAUUUUUAAGCAGCAACCAACAGUUUUCCAAAUGUGAACUCCAGGAGAGCACAAAAAUUCACAACCUUCGAGUGCAUGUUGAAAGGGCCAUAAGGAGAGUCGAGGAGUUCCAUUACUUUGAUAGGGUAAUCCCACUGACUAUGGCAGGCAGUAUAAACCAGAUAUGGACAGUGUCACGUCUAAUUACAAACUUUCAGGGACCUUUAUUUUAUGAAUAA
Messenger RNA from Stylophora pistillata, 552 nucleotides. RefSeq lists its product as uncharacterized. The record is from RefSeq and is a predicted model, not a curated record. NCBI's taxonomy places the organism in Eukaryota, Metazoa, Cnidaria, Anthozoa, Scleractinia, Pocilloporidae.